Messenger RNA from Linepithema humile (Argentine ant), 2708 nucleotides. NCBI's taxonomy places the organism in Eukaryota, Metazoa, Arthropoda, Insecta, Hymenoptera, Formicidae. The record is from RefSeq and is a predicted model, not a curated record.
GCUUGAUUUUUAAAAAGAGAAAGAGAAUUGAUAUGAGCCAUAUCGUAGGUGCAAUACGUAAACAAGUUAUUCCUUAUAAUUAAUUUUACGAAUACGAAUGCUAUUUAAGAUUCUUUUUAAUUAUCUGUAAAUGAUCAACAAACUAUAUGUAUUAUAUUUGUCUAUAAUUGUCAAUAAUUAAAAUGACACAUGUGACUUGGACUUUGAUGCGUGCAGACCUCCUCCGCUCUCCGGUGAGAGAGCCGGCACGAUUUCGUCGGAACCAACUGGUCCAACCACGAAAGAGACGAAACCUGGAAUCCCACGUAUCGUCGCUACACACGCACGCGACGCCUCGCAGGCGUUCUGCGUUCAAAUACGAACGAUUUAUUCAUGCGCCGCGACGUGAUGUGUUGUACACGUUGGCGUUAGAAAGAUCUUGAUUAGUGCUGAGUUAAAACCUUGAUCAGAUUUGAUCACAACAUCACUUAACUAUAUUAAUAUAUUGAAGGAAAUACUACAGGAAGAUAUCUGUGAUAAAUUUCAAACAAAAGUUUUCUAGAUUCAAAAUGCAGAAGCUUCAAAACUUACAAGAUCAUGCAAUAAUACAUAAAUUAUAAAGACAAAAAGUAAACUCCAGCUUGGGUAUUGAAAUUCUGAAAAAGAAUAGUUUUGUUCAGUUUACAAAGUGUUGGCAUAAAUGCAAUAAUUGUCUCAAGGAAUUUACUGACAAUAUAAAAGUUUAUUUACUGGUUAAUGUGAUACCAGUAAUGUCUAAUUCUAAUUGCGGAAGCAAAUACACUUCUAUUUUUGCAUGAAUGAUCAUAAUUGAUUAAAAGUCAAUAUUGGAACAAUUGAUACUUUUAUAUCUACAAACUUAAAAUUUAGAUACUAUUGAUCUAAAUUUUGUAAAUUAUAUUUACUGGAGUAAAUCAAGAUUUUUGGCUGAUAUUUCAAACACAAUCAUAAUGUUGGUACUAAUCUGCUUGUAUGUGUGCUCUUGUUUAUUCCAAUUUACAAGCAGCUCAAUGCUAGCAGCACCUCCUCUGACGGCUUUAAUAAUUGCAUUUGAAAAUGUAUACGAUUUAUCAUUACUGGCCAAUACCUUAUCAGAUCAGGGAAUUGAUGCGUCAUUGAUAGUACCAAGCUAUGCUGCUAAUGACAUUUAUAACAACUUAAUUGACGUUGAAGUAUUGCAAUUAAAUGUUAAUACUGAUAAAUCAGUUGAUAAGCUCAACAUACGUGCAAUGGAAGCAUGUGAUAGCCUCUUUAGAGACGAAGAGAUAUUGAAAAAAAUACGGGAACUUCAACCUACAUUUACCAUAUUUCCAAUAUUAAGACACGAUGGCUGCUUACUUCCAUUUGCGAAAUACAUUGAAUCCAUCCCUGUAAUUUGGAUAGGGAAUCCGGAUGAAGAACUAUAUGCAUUUGAAUGUACCGGAGUUGCUCUGCCUGUGCAUAAUGGUGGAUUUUGGUCAAGAUUUUCAACAAGUUUUUCAGGGAAAUCCACAUAUUCUAUUGCUAAAAAUAAUUAUGUAACUCCGACUUUGCGAUUAGCAGCUAAAUAUUUACUGAAUGUUAAUGUUGACUUGGAGCAUCUUUAUUCGGAUAUCCGUUUAGUGCUUUGGGGAGCUGAUACAGUAUUACGUUCCAAUUUUGCAUCUUUGACACAAUUACUUGUGGAGAUUGGCUGUCAUCACUGCAGAGGCGCACAUCCGUUAUCGGGAGAUUUGCAUAAGCCAUUGAUCGAACAUAGAUUGGGUACUAUUGUUGCUCUUUUAGACGAAAAUUAUGAGACGUUGAUACGAGAAUUGGCAAAGAAAUUACCUCAAGGUAGAGAAGGUCAAGCUGUCGUGUGGAGGAUUAAUAAAAGCAAUGUGAAUGCUGCGCCAGAGAAUCUUUUCAUUCGUAGCAAUGUCGACCGGCAAGACCUUAUAGGUUACAGCCGAACCCGAGUGGUGUUGAGUCAUUGUGUCGAUACAGAGUUCCUAGAAGCCGCCUUUCACGGGACACCGAUGAUAUGUCUGCCAAGGAACACACACGAGUCCCGCAAUACCGCCCGCGCAAUCGAGUUAGGCUUUGCGCGCUCCACGGACACUACAGGCAAUGAUAUCUCGGCCGACGAGAUAGCGAAUAUUGUGCACGAGAUCCACGAGUCGAUCGCUUAUCGCGAGAGCGCGCGAAAGGUUUCCUUGGCAAUGCGCGACAGAUUGACCCCAGCUUCUGACAGGCUCAUUUACUGGCUGGGUUACGUCGCAAGAACCAAAGAUGACAACGAAAAGUUCCAUAUGGCGAUGAGUCAGGCGAGGACUCUCACGGAAGACAUUCAGUUCUUUAUCGGUCUUCUUGUGGGUGUGAUCUUGGGAAUAGUUUGUACGAGCUGCGCAGUGGUUACACGGUAUAUCAUGACAGCUAAUAAGAGGCAAAGAUCAAAGGGACGGUACACGCGUUGAGUGCUCAGAUUGAGAUUGAACUUGGACAGACAUUUCUAUGGACAUUUCUGAAUAUGUAUAUUUAUAUAAAUGCACGUAGAAUACAGGUACGUACGAAUACAAAUGUUUUACGAACUAGGAUUUAUCUCAUAUUUAGCGAAGAGACGUUACUAUCAUUAUUAUUAUUAUUAUUAUUAUGACAUCUGCUCAUAAUUCGACUGAAGAAAACUACGAGUAUAACGACGUGAUGUAUUCAUCAUCAUCAUCGUGAAGAAAAUAAAUUACAGUUUGUCAAUA